UUCUAAACUUUUCUUUUUUUCAGAAAAUCUUGUUGCGAAAAAUAUGUCUCAAGUAGUAACCCCAGCUUUGGAAGAAGCCGAACAGGCAAUGUAUGCUCCUUUCUUUGGAUCACUUGGAGUGACCGCUGCAAUGAUUUUUACUGCUGCCGGUUCUGCUUAUGGAACCGCUAAAUCUGGGACUGGCAUUGCUUGUAUGUCUGUCGCGAGGCCUGAUCUUGUAAUGAAAGCAAUUAUUCCAGUUGUAAUGGCAGGAAUCGUUGCCAUCUAUGGAUUAGUUGUUGCCGUUAUAAUCUCUGGAAAAUUGGGAGUUGGAGGAAAAGAAUACACUGUAAACGCCGGUUUUUCACAAUUUGCAGCUGGUCUAGUCUGUGGACUUUGUGGUUUAGGUGCCGGUUAUGCUAUUGGAAUUGUUGGUGAUUCUGGUGUUAGAGGAUUGGCACAACAACCGAGACUUUUUGUUGGGAUGAUUUUGAUGUUGAUUUUUUCUGAGGUUCUCGGCCUGUAUGGAAUGAUUGUCAGUUUAUUAUUGAGUGCUUCAUAA
Molecule: messenger RNA, 541 nt
Organism: Meloidogyne enterolobii
Lineage: Eukaryota; Metazoa; Nematoda; Chromadorea; Rhabditida; Meloidogynidae
Source: the annotation of a GenBank genome assembly